Stylophora pistillata is the source of this 1422-nucleotide messenger RNA. Its product is annotated as peroxisomal biogenesis factor 19. Gene Ontology annotation, biological process: protein import into peroxisome membrane. The record is from RefSeq and is a predicted model, not a curated record. NCBI's taxonomy places the organism in Eukaryota, Metazoa, Cnidaria, Anthozoa, Scleractinia, Pocilloporidae. Gene Ontology annotation, cellular component: peroxisome; peroxisomal membrane.
UUGAACGCUGACCAAAGUUAUAUCAGAAGCCAUGGAUGGAAAUGCGAAGCACAAAGAUCGAAAAGUUGAUGAUGAAUUAGAUGAACUUCUUGAUAGUGCACUUGAAGAUUUUGACCGCAAAGCACCAUUGGCAACAAAAGAUAGCUCACAAACUAAUUCAGAAAACGGAGAGAAAUUGUCAGAUUCUGCCAAAAGUCCUGGCAACAGCCGAAAAUCAACACUGAAAACUGAGGGAAGUAGCAGUGCAUCAGCUUCAUCUCAACAGACCACUGAUAAUGCUCGUUCAGGAACUGAUUUUGGCCAAAUGGCUGGCCUAGAAGAUUUGGAAAAUGCAAUGAAAUCAAUUUUAGGAGAUGAACCAGAACUGUUGGCACAACUUGAACAGUUUGCACAAGCUGCAGCUAAUGCAGACCAUGAUAAUCCAUCAUCGGUGGCAGAUCUCGAAGCUAAUCUGGCCAGAACCAUGAAUCAUUUGGCUCAGAAUGCCAAAGAUUUAGAGAAUGCUGGUUCUUUUAAUGAAGAUUUCUUAAAGUCAGUGUCAGAUAUGAAUUUGUCUGGUGGUGAUGGAGACAUGGAUUUCCUUCCCUUGAUGCAGGGAAUGAUGCAGAACUUGUUGUCCAAAGAUGUACUUUAUCCUGCAUUAAAAGACUUGAGAGAAAAGAUGCAAGAAUGUGGACAGCCUCCAUCGGAACUUGUUGGAGAAAUGCCACCAGGGUUCACUGGGCCUUUUCCAGAGAUGCCGGAAGUGGCACCAGAGUUACCAGAUGAACUUAAAAAUGAGUGCAAAGUGUCUUAACCUUUGUAAAACAAGAACCAGAACAGUGCAGCAACACAUACUGCUUGCAAUGGACAAAACAAGCUCUAUGGAAGGGCUAUCCUAGUUGAUAUGUUUGACUGCCAGGCUACCAAAAAGAACAUCUGAGACAAGGACAGAAAAAUGAUAUUGACAUUAUUAUUUAAAAGUACUUUAUCAUUUCAUUUGUGUUAAUGAAAGAAAUAUUAUUAUUGGCCUGCAACUAUUUGAAUUGAUAUACUGCUGGUUGGUGCCACUGUUGUUGGGAAGCGAGGGAAGAUUUUAACAACUAAAUAGAAGUUAUCAUGAGUCAAGUUGGGAUGUUUCAUAAAACUUGUUUUAUAUUUAUUUUGAUGACACUACCAUUUCAUUUGUGUCUAAGAAUCUCAAUGCUCAGAUCAUAGUUUUAGUUUUGUGGCUGAAUGAUUAGUUUAGCUAUGGUGUAAUGAGUUAGCUGACUGUCCACUAUUGACAAUCUCAUUGGAGACAGUAUUGCUGUUGUGAAAUGUCUCUCCUUUAAGAAUGUUUUGAGUUACUUUUGGAUAGAUAGAUAAAUACUUUAGUGGUAAAUACUUUGCAGCAUGACCUGAAUUGGGUAUUCACAGAUAUAAAAUAAAUAUUACUAUGUA